Messenger RNA from Diaporthe batatas, 2292 nucleotides. RefSeq lists its product as uncharacterized. The coding region runs from base 381 to 1655 and encodes 424 amino acids. The record is from RefSeq and is a predicted model, not a curated record. The transcript has a single exon. NCBI's taxonomy places the organism in Eukaryota, Fungi, Ascomycota, Sordariomycetes, Diaporthales, Diaporthaceae.
GACCAGUACUCUGGGAAACAAUCGUCGUCUCCACCACAUCGUCAUUGCGUACCUAGCUAUUAAAUGGUCUUUUUCCUCGGUCCGUCGUUGGACAGAGACUAUCAGGGCAAAAGCACGCCAGUAAGCUCUACCGUGUAUUGUGUCUCAGCCUCAUUCCCGAACAAGUCAGACGCCCAGGACGCCCCGCCCGCGCUGUCCGUCUGUCAUAUCUCGUGAACGCCAUACAUCAUCUUGACUCGGAUCGUCGUCCUCUCUCACUCACCACAACUCACACAAAUACUUCUCUGUGCUCGACACACACAUCAAUGGGCUCACAAUCCUGACCGAGCUAGCUGUCUUGCCUCGGCCCGGCCUGCUCUGCCCGCGUCACCUCCGCCCAAAUGCCCACUUAUCUGUGCCACGGCUUCCGCUGGAAACGCCGCAGCAUACGCGUGUACGUCGUUCUCCAGAACCUCGACGACGCAGCCCCCGAAUGGAUCGUGAAACGGGGCUCCCCGCGGAGCCUCAUCGAGUCGUUCUACAACCUCUUUGACUUCCUCCCCGAGUGCACAUUCCCGCCCACCCGCCGCAGCAGCUUCGCCCCGCGCACUUACUCGCAGCCUCACUCCCUGGACCGCAACAGCAGCAUCGCCGCCGACGACGACGAUGACGCCGCCAGCCACUACACAGCCCGCUCGGCAAGGGGCCGGAGCACCAGCCAGAGCCGCACCGUCGUCGCCCAGCAGUCCCAGCCCCAUCUCCAGUCCCACCAGGACAAGGACAGGGAGAGGGAGUGCAGCAACAGCAGCAGGAAGCGGAGCAAGUCAGAGAUCAGCCGGAAGCCCCUGCCGCCCACCACCCACGCCCCGCCCGGCUACCAGGCUCCGGCACACCAGGCCCCGCCGUCACCGCCUUCGUCCCAGCCCCAGUUCGCCGCCUCGCUGUCGCAUGCCAGCGACGCCGCCACCGCCGACCCCGUGCUGGCCCAGGACUGGUCGCCCGUCAAGGUCCUGGAGGAGCACGACCCGGCCAACCUGGACGAGGUCUCGCGGCCCUACGCCUACGUCGCCGACUACGUCCAGCGCAUCGACGCGUCCUGCAGCAUCGUCGAGGAGAUCGCCAGGUACGAGCACAUGGUGCGCGCCAGCAGGGAGCCCGCCGUCACCGGGCCCAGCUCCGACGAGACCCUCAACGGGAAGCGGGACACGGCCCGCCUGGGCGGCCGAGCCGGCUGGUUCGAGCAGCUGAGGGACCAGCUGCAGAGGGGGGAGGAGAUCAGGUGGUACGUGGUUGUCAAUGGCGACGAGGAGAGGGAGUGGCCGGCCGAGGGGGCCGGGUCGAGGCCCGAGACUAGGGCCCAGGUGGCACACCACACCCAGUACACCCACCAGCAGCUGCUCUUCGAGGGCAAGGACAGGGAGCUCGAGAUGCGGAGGGAGCAGCUCAGGAGGGAUCUCGGCUACGACCAGGGCGGCAUUGACAGGCUGGCCGACAGGAGGUUGGAGAGGAGGCCGCCCGUGGUCCCCAAUAAGGAUCCGCCACCUCUACGGAUUGAAGUCCCCAUGCGUCCUGCCGGCCCCUCGCGCCCGAAGACGCCAAAGACGCCAAAGACACCUGGAAAGGCAUCAUUCCGGAGGCUAUUUGGCAAAUCAAAGUCUGUAGAGCACAUACCGUGAAAGCUCUCGGCGACCGUGGAUACUGAAAACCAUAUUGGCCGCCCGAACCGGACCGGAUGCUUCUGGGGACUCCAGCGUACGCCAUAAGACGGACCAUUAUUUCCCUCGGUUCUCACUGGGUUAAGGAAACCCCAGGGACGGCAUCAUCUUGUUUCGGACGCACUCCACCUAGCAUAUAUCUUGUCUCGCCACCAGCACUAUCCUCCAAUAACCCGAGCUCUGAGGAUGACCGUGCCGCAAGCGUGACAUCGACAUGCGGAAAAUGUCUAGGAGAGGUUGAGCAAUGGAGCUCACGAGGGAAAUGCAGCCAGUGAAGGCUAAAUACAUUGUCCGUCUGUCCAGCAGAGGUUGUUGAUGGAUGAUCCCACAACGCCUCAAGGCGGAACCUGCACAUACCGACUUGGUGUAAAGAGGAGCUGGUUGAUGGCCCUACACCAGAGGACAUGGGCCAAUUUACAGAACUUGAGGAGACAUUGUAUAUCCAACUCGAAACCCCGAAUGCGCUUCCAAAACUAUCCUAGGGUACCAGAGAGAUGCAUAGCGGUACGCGCUUGACGAAGGUAUACGUAAGUGUAUCGUUCGAUCACCAUGAUAGCGAAAUAGAUGUAGUGGCCGAGGAAGCUUCAGCCCCUGAAUC